CUCUUAAUGAUAAUACUAAUAAUAAUAAUAAUAAAUGAAAAACCACGCGGGUCCUUCAGGCUUUAUGUAUUAGAAGAUCGUUUCAUUAUAAUGAGCUUUGAUGUGAUCACCGCCGCCGCCGCCUAAGAAGAAGAAGGAAAAAAAGAGAGAGAGUGAGAGAGCGAGAGAGAGAGAGAGAGACACGGCAUGACUCGGACGGUGCGCUUGAACCUAACGUGACUUGUGGGUCUGGUGAUGGGGGGCACGACUGAGCAUUUUGGGUUGCCGAGCCGCAGCGGCUGCGGGGAGCGUGCCGGUGGAGCCCAGGCUUGUCUUACACUUGGUGGACGUUCACAAGACGGUCAGUUUUUCCUAAAAGUCCUCAUACCAAGUUAUGCUGCUGGAUCUAUCAUUGGGAAAGGGGGGCAGACGAUUGUCCAGUUACAGAAGGAAACUGGGGCCACCAUCAAACUGUCCAAAUCCAAAGAUUUUUACCCAGGUACCACAGAACGGGUCUGUCUUAUCCAGGGCACAGUGGAAGCUCUGAAUGCAGUUCACGGCUUCAUUGCCGAGAAGAUUCGGGAAAUGCCGCAGAAUGUGGCAAAAGCCGAGCCAGUCAGCAUCCUGCAGCCCCAGACCACAGUCAACCCCGACCGCAUCAAGCAGACAUUGCCAUCCUCCCCAACUACCACCAAGUCCUCUCCAUCCGAUCCCAUGACCACCUCCAGAGCCAAUCAGGUAAAGAUUAUAGUUCCGAACAGUACAGCAGGUCUGAUCAUUGGAAAGGGUGGUGCAACUGUGAAAGCUAUAAUGGAACAGUCCGGGGCGUGGGUACAGCUCUCCCAGAAACCUGACGGGAUUAACCUUCAGGAGAGAGUAGUCACAGUGAGCGGGGAACCAGAACAGAAUCGCAAAGCUGUGGAACUCAUCAUCCAAAAGAUACAAGAGGACCCCCAGAGUGGCAGCUGUCUGAAUAUUAGUUAUGCCAACGUCACAGGCCCAGUGGCCAAUUCUAACCCGACUGGAUCUCCUUACGCCAACACUGCUGAAGUAUUACCCACGGCUGCAGCUGCUGCAGGACUGCUUGGACACGCUAACCUUGCAGGAGUUGCAGCUUUCCCAGCCGUCCUGUCUGGCUUCACCGGGAACGACCUGGUUGCCAUCACCUCUGCACUCAACACUUUAGCCAGCUACGGAUAUAACCUCAACACUUUAGGGUUGGGCUUAAGCCAGGCUGCCGCCACUGGUGCUCUGGCCGCAGCUGCAGCAAGCGCCAACCCGGCGGCGGCAGCAGCAGCCAACUUGCUAGCCACCUAUGCGAGUGAAGCCUCUGCUAGCGGUAGCACUGCUGGGGGCACAGCUGGCACAUUCGCAUUAGGCAGCUUGGCAGCUGCCACUGCUGCUACUAACGGAUAUUUUGGUGCUGCUUCUCCUCUCGCAGCUAGUGCCAUUUUGGGGACGGAGAAGACGACGGACGGAUCAAAGGAUGUAGUUGAAAUCGCAGUGCCAGAAAACCUAGUCGGUGCAAUCCUUGGGAAAGGAGGAAAAACGUUAGUAGAGUACCAGGAAUUGACUGGUGCAAGGAUACAGAUUUCCAAAAAGGGCGAAUUUGUACCUGGCACACGGAACCGGAAGGUGACGAUUACGGGAACGCCGGCUGCUACGCAAGCUGCUCAGUAUUUAAUAACACAACGGAUCACGUAUGAGCAAGGAGUUCGGGCUGCUAACCCCCAAAAAGUGGGUUAAUGCCGAAACUUUGUUUCUUUUAAUCCCUCCUUUGCUGUUUUUAAGAAGGAUGUACUGUAUUUUGCAGAAGUGAAGUUUUUUUUUUUUUUGGUUAAUAUAUAUAAUAUGCAAAUGAAUGCGAUUAUGUUGAACAUGUGUAUAUGUAAAUAAUGUGUUUUAACAGAUGUUUCAUAGAAGGAAAUUUUUCUUGAUCUGUUUUAGUUCUAUACUUUGCUUGUGUAUAUUUGUCAGAAUUGUUUCUAGUGUGAGGAAAUCUUAGCCUGCCAUUUUACCAGCAUUAUUGUAGUUAUAUAUUAAAAAAAAAAACAAUUACUAAUAAUGAUUGAAUGUAGACAGGGGUAUGCGUAUAGUUUUCAUUAUCUGUUGAAAUAGCAAAUGCUAAAAUAACUACUGUUAGUUAGGGGUCUGAUUGGGGUUUUAGUGACCGAAAAAUGAAUGGAGUGAGGCCAAAGCACUGUCAUGACAGUCUUACUUCUUGCGUAGGGCAUAGAGAAGUAGGAGUUCAUAUUUUCUGAAAAAAGAAAAAAAAC
Molecule: messenger RNA, 2255 nt
Organism: Polypterus senegalus (gray bichir)
Lineage: Eukaryota; Metazoa; Chordata; Cladistia; Polypteriformes; Polypteridae
Product: RNA-binding protein Nova-1
Exons: 5
Coding region: 235-1725 (496 amino acids)
Biological process (GO): regulation of alternative mRNA splicing, via spliceosome; mRNA splicing, via spliceosome
Cellular component (GO): nucleus; cytoplasm
Molecular function (GO): mRNA binding
Source: RefSeq, a predicted model, not a curated record